Messenger RNA from Myotis davidii, 1503 nucleotides. RefSeq names its product arylsulfatase H. The transcript is spliced from 8 exons. Bases 1 to 1503 code for a protein of 500 amino acids. NCBI's taxonomy places the organism in Eukaryota, Metazoa, Chordata, Mammalia, Chiroptera, Vespertilionidae. Gene Ontology annotation, molecular function: arylsulfatase activity. The record is from RefSeq and is a predicted model, not a curated record.
AUGAGUGCGAUCACGGGGUACGUGUCUCUCUCCGACCGGCUUGCUCCGGUCAUCAUCACGCUCUCCAGGUCCCUCCGUGCUGUUGAAAUGAUAACCGAAUCGGAAGCUAUGCCACAGCCCUCCGGUGGCCGGAACUUCCGGCUGUGGGUGUCACUGUGUGGCCUCUUUGGGAGCCUCCGGGGGACGUUCGUGACCCGGAAUUCGAGGCCCAAUAUUGUCCUCUUGAUGGCGGAUGACCUGGGGAUUGGAGAUCUAUGUUGCUAUGGCAACAACACAGUCAGCACCCCCAACAUCGACCGCCUGGCCAGUGAGGGAGUGAUGCUCACCCAGCACCUGGCCGCUGCCUCCAUGUGCACCCCAAGUCGGGCUGCCUUCCUGACUGGCCGCUACCCCAUUCGAUCAGGGAUGGCGUCGGCGUUCAACAUGCAUCGCGGCAUCGUCUGGCUGGGGGGCUCCGGCGGUCUCCCCACCAACGAGACGACGUUCGCCAAGUUGCUGCAAGAUCGUGGCUACCGCACGGGACUCAUAGGAAAGUGGCACCAGGGCCUGAGCUGUGCCUCCCGGGGCGACCACUGCUACCACCCCCUGAACCACGGGUUCGACUAUUUCUACGGGAUGCCCUUCGGCCUCCUGAGCGACUGCCGGGCGUCCGAGACCCCAGAGCUGCACCACCGGCUGAGGGUCACGCUGGGCGUCUCCACGGCCGCCCUGGCCCUGGUCCCCGUCCUGCUGCUCAUCCCCACCUGCGCCCGCUGGUUCGUGGUGCCCUGGGGGCUCAUCCUGGCCAUCGCCCUUCUGGUGCUGCUGUUCUUCCUGGGCUGGUACUCCAGCUAUGGGUUCGUCCGGCGCUGGAACUGUGUGCUGAUGCGGAACCAUGACAUCGUGCAGCAGCCCGUGAGGGAGGAGCGGGUGUCGUCGCUGCUGCUCCGGGAGGCCCUGGCCUUCGUCCGCAGGACCCCCAACAUCGACAGCUUAGCCAGAGAAGGUGUCCAACUGACCCAGCACAUCGCUGCCGCCUCCGCGUGCACCCCAAGCCGGUCCGCUUUCCUCACGGGAAGGUACCCGAUCCGAUCAGGGAAAUGGCAUCAGGGCUUAAACUGCAACUUCCGAAAUGACCACUGCCGCCACCCGUACCACUAUGGGUUCGAUUACUUCUACGGCAUGCCAUACAGUCUGUUCGACACGUGCUGGCCGGACCCUUCCCGGGACGCGGAAUUAGCCAUCAGCGACCGACUCUGGGUCUGCGUGCAGCUGGUCGCCCUGGCUGCGGUCACUCUCGCUGUCGGGAAACUGAGUCGCAUGCUCUGCGUUCCCUGGGCCCUCAUCCUCUUCCUGGUUCUUCUCAUCCUUCUACUGGGCCACUUCUGGCUGAACAGUUACCAGUCGACCCUGUACUGGGAUUGCCUCCUCAUGAGGGAGCAAGAAAUUACCGAGCAGCCCAUGAAGGCGGAAAGAGCUGGGUCCAUCAUGGUGAAGGAGGCAAUUUCGUUUUUUGAAAGGUAA